AUGUCCGCGUCAAAGGCUAUGUCACAAGCCUACCGAACAAUUGACCAACAACUCCAGCGCCACAUUGUCCGGAGCCGACGCAACUUUGUGACGCCCACAUCCCGUGCUCUUCCUUGGAGUCGCGACCAGGCCCAAUAUGGCUCUGAGAGAUCUGCUUUCGGAUCCGCAGUCGCGGGCGGAGUAAUAGGAGGCGGCGUCGUAUUUGCGGGUUGGUACUUGUGGUACAACUAUUCUGGAGCACGAGCUGCUGUCAAUACGAAAGAGCAAGUAAAGAGCUAUAUCGACGCGGGUGCCGAGCAGUUCAAAGUUCACUUUCGCGAGAUCACGCCAGGCCCGACAGAUGAAGUGAUCCGAUCGCUUCGAGAAGUCGCAGAGAAGUAUUCGGCUUGGAUACCGGGUGGCCGCGAGUUUGUUGACAAGUCGUUUGAAGACAUGGAAAAGAUUCGCGAGAGCCAUGAGACCGAGGUGAACGAGAUCGUGAGGGACGCGUAUGAAGAGCUGAGAGAUGUAGCAAAGAGGAACGGCACAAGCCUUGAGACUGUCAACGCCACCUGGUAUAUUCUGUCUCGACGGCUUGAGGAGCUAUCCUCCUUGGCGGGAGAUGUGGCAGAGCAGGUCUUUACCAGCCAUCCGGAGUUGCGAGAGAAGCUGGACAGCUCUUUCGAAGAACUUCGCCAACUUGGCGAUCGACUGGGCCCUGGAGCGAAAAGGGAGGUCGAUGAAACCUUUAGUCAGAUCGCGAACAUGGUCAAACAGGGGGUCAAUGAAGACACAGGCGACCGGGUCAACAGACUAGUGCAGGAGAAGGCGCGACAGAUCAAGGCGCGCAACGAGCUAGCAUGGGCACGAUCGUGGGAGCAGAUGCAGGUUCUGCUCGAGCGGAACCCCCAUGUCAAGAAGAUCGCGGACGAUAACAUCGAGACGCUGAAGCAAGGCAGAGCCAAGCAGGUAGCCGAGAAGAUCAAGCAAGCUGUUUGGAGUGGGCACACAGGCGAACUCGAGCGGUACAUUAAGGAUCUCUCGAAGAGGUCGCAGCAGUACUCCAGCGGGUGCCUCUCGAAUUGGCUCAACCGACUGCCAAAUGGAUCCAAGAUCUUGCCGCAGCUACAGAAGCUGAAAGAGGCCUCCGACACUAGAAUCUCGGAGGCUGAGCGGCUGGCCAAGGGGACUCUCGACGACAUUUCGCAGCUGCUCGAACAGAGAGGCCAGCAGGCAGAGAGGUUGCUCCAUUCUCAUCCGAGAGAUCCGAGCGGGUCAAGCACUCUGUGGUCGUGA
Molecule: messenger RNA, 1275 nt
Organism: Lecanosticta acicola
Lineage: Eukaryota; Fungi; Ascomycota; Dothideomycetes; Mycosphaerellales; Mycosphaerellaceae
Source: the annotation of a GenBank genome assembly